This is a messenger RNA of Babesia bigemina, 3225 nucleotides long. Its product is annotated as phospholipase C gamma 1, putative. Gene Ontology annotation, biological process: intracellular signal transduction; lipid metabolic process. The coding region runs from base 1 to 3225 and encodes 1074 amino acids. Gene Ontology annotation, molecular function: phosphatidylinositol-4,5-bisphosphate phospholipase C activity. The record is from RefSeq and is a predicted model, not a curated record. Lineage: Eukaryota; Apicomplexa; Aconoidasida; Piroplasmida; Babesiidae. The transcript has a single exon.
AUGACGCAGAAUCUUAAUGAAAACUGGAUGAAGGAACUUGCCGCUGGCAGCACCUAUGCGUCCCCGUACAUCAGCGAUGUCCUGUACGACGAAAUAGUAGCGGUACCGGUCGUGGAAGCGAUCGAGUGUGUGCUUGCGGGCGACCUCCUUCGGAAGUGGAGGCGCGGGCAGCCGCUGACGACGAAAAAGCAAGGACGCGGUGCCAAACCGCAAACGCAGGAGGCCGCCGAAAACAACGCCAGCUACCUCGCAGUGCAGCCGUCUUCGCGCUCACACGAGCGCUACUUCUGGGUCUCGUGCGUAUGCGGAACCUUCUUCCUCCGAUGGGACUCGUGGCGGAAGCACCCCAAUGAGACCGUGUUCGCGCUGUGCGGGCUCGACACUAUCAGGCGCGGAGACGAGAUAUCGAGCUUCGACAACAAGACCAAGCCGGAUGCCAAGGAAAAGCUGGUGUUCGUCCUCUCCGGGGCAUUCUCGCUGCGGCUGGCGGCUGCGACCCCGAGACACGCGCUGCUAUGGAUCUCCGGGCUGUACCACAUCGCGCGCCACGCUCGCGAUGUGUAUGCGCGCGCCUGGAUAGCAAACUCCAACAAAAUCGCAACCUGGUUCGCCGCCCGCGAACCCGACGGCAUACCCACCUUCCAGUCCAAGACCAUCGAGCAGGAGCUAGCGAGGAAAGGAAAUUCGCUGGCAGAACUCGUUGCUGCAAAUAAACGCAGUCGCGGACAGGAAGGAAAAGAUAUGCCCAGCACGGUCGACGAGGUGGUGCAAAAGCUCACCGACCUUAACAUCGUGAAGCGCAGCGACGUGGUGGAGCCCGUGAUUGCCGUGGUCAAAGAUAUACUGGCAACCCGCGAGUCGUGGCUGCACAAACUCAUACACGGCCUCAUCAAGUCCGAUUACGACGACGUCGACAACCUCGUGAGGUUUGUGGCGGAUUGCGCCUACCACCUUGAGGCGAUGGACGCGGACAUCGAGUCGUCGAAGAAGGCGAUCUUUGUAUUAGACGACUAUAUGUCGCAAGAUGAGGUCAUUAAGUUGAUGUUCGAUGUCGUAAAGCACUACUCCAUCGUGGCCAACGUCUUGGGGCCGGAAGAUUAUCCCGACCAACGGAGGCCGUCUCGGGUGGCGCGCAGCCUCAGCAAUAACACGCCACAGCAAAAUCACGGGAAAUCGCUGAAUGGUAGUCAAGCUAAGAAAGAUAACAAUGCGGAAAACGGAGAUAAUGUUUGUAUUGGUGAAGGUAGUGGCCCGUUGGCCAAGGAAAAGAAGAAAAGCAACUUCUUGAAAGGUUGGCAACGGUUCAGGAGAGCGCGUGACGUGGAUGGGCUAUUGGACGCGGAUUCGUCGGCGGCUGUGUGGGCGUCUUCGGGCGCUCCCAAGCGGGGCAACUGGAUGGAAAAUGAAGUCGACCCUCUGAGGCCCAUAGAGAACGAUCAAUACCAAAGGUUCUUGCAGAAUGUACAGGGGGCCAACGGGGCGGAAACUACGGAAAACCUCUUAGGUAUAGUAGAAAAGGAUGCCAAACCGCCAUUCACGGCGGCAAAAUUCGUGGAAACGAAGUACAGCCAGGGGUGCUGCAUGAGGGCAGCACCCGGACAGUCCAUACCGGUCAAAAUGCUCACAAUCAUGGGGUUCCACUGGUCGCUUUCCCAGAAGUUUAACACCGCGGCAAUGCCGCAGGACGCGGAGGAAAUAGCGCACAUGCUGCAGUACCCGCUGACCUCGUUCUGGAUCGCAAGUUCCCACAACACGUACCUUGCAGGGAGCCAGGUGGGCGGGGCGGCCACCGCCGGGGCGCUCGCGGAUGCGCUGAUUAGGGGAUGCCGUUGCAUCGAACUCGACUGCCAAGAUGGCGCUAACGGCGAGCCCAUGCUCUGCCACUCCUGGAAAAAUUGCCAGCUCACCGGCUCGAUCACGCUCAGGGAGGCGCUACUCGCCUGUAAAGAGACUGCAUUCAGCACAUCCAAGCUGCCUGUCAUACUCUCAAUGCAGAUGACGGGCAGCGAAGAAUGCAAGGCCAAGACUGCCCAACUCUGCAAGGAGAUACUGGGUGACAACCUAUACGUGCCACACCCCAAUGACCCAGUGGAUCACGUCGCGUCGGUGCCCAUCGGUUGCCUGCUCUCGAAGUUCAUCAUCAAGGGGAAGAUGCACACGGACCCCGCGGUGAAGAAUGCGAAGUUGGACGGCGAAUGGAUGUCGGUGGUGGCCCUCCACGGAUUCAGGAUUUCCGAGGUCACGCCGGACAACAUCUCACACGCCAAGCGUAACGACAUGUACAGUAUGAACGAGGGGAAAUUCGCCAAAAUAUCUGCGGACUCGGAGUUCGUGAUAAAGCUGGCGGAUAUAUCGAUGCUGAGGGUAUUCCCGUCGGGCACCAGGCUAUCCAGCACCAACUUCUGCCCGCUGAAUGCCUGGGCGGCGGGCGUGCACUGCGUGGCCAUGAACUACCAGUCGUGCGACAGGUCCAUGCUGAUCAACUACGGGAAGUUCAACCAGAGUUUCGGGUAUGUGCUGAAACCGCCGGAGCUGCGGCCCGUCACCUUCCGCCAGGACGAGUGUACGGACUACUUCUGCCACAAGCCGAUAAGGCUCAAGAUACACGUUCUGUCCGCGUCACAGCUUUCACCGCCAAACGAAGGACUCGAGCAAACCAACUUUGCCAACGCAUUGGGGAAUGUGUUGUACUCCAUACAGCAAGGCGGAGUGGAGGUCGACAUGGACAAGGUAGCGGCGGAGAUCGGCAAGCCCCGAAAGAAUAAGCGAAAUGUGAGACGGGAACGGCGCGAAUACUGGUCCCCAGCGGAGGAUAGCCUCAAGAGCGAUGGCGCGGAUAGCAGCGAUACUAACAAUUUGAUCCAGAGGUCGUCAAGCAUCGUUGCCUCGCGGGCUGAUCCAUGCUGUCCGUUUGUAGAGGUUGCGGUGGUGGGUGAAAAUGAGCGCGUGCAGCGAACUGACAUUGUAAGCUACAACGGGUUCAAUCCGGUAUGGGCGGACACCUCGCCGCCAUUCGAGUUCGUUGUGAAGCGACCCAACCUCUCCAUCCUGCUCCUCACAGUCAAGCACUACGACAACAUGGGUGCGCAGCUCAUUGCGCAGUCUGCGCUGCCCAUCAACCGCAUCCGACCGGGGAUCAGGUGGGUGCAGCUGCUCGACCAGCGUUUCAUUGAAAUCGACUGCUGCGGCCUCUUGCUGCACAUCGAUAUUGAGUAUAUCGACUGA